UACCAUCAGUUCCGCGUAGAGACGGGAGUGAGAGUAAUCGUGUGUCCGUGCCAAUCGCCCACAACUGUGUUUUGCUUUUUUUGUCUUUGGACUCAGCUCAGUUGGGACUUAGUGUUUUGAACAUUAAAAUAAAAAACAAAGUAAGCAAGCUCUUGAUUAGAACAUGUCUGCCAGUGGUUCCGGAACUAAAAAGCAAAAAUUAAACAAUUCGUCGAGCCUAGUGUGCAACGGUACCUCCGGGAUGCACAAUGGAACUCAUCACAUUCGUAAUCCGUUGAUCGUACAGCCCGAAAUGGCUUUCUACUGCUUUGACGUUUUGUACUCUCAGUUGCAUCAAAUCGAUCCACCGAAAUCACCCAAUUUCAGCAACGAAGCGUUCCCUCUUUUUGUCACAUGGACGAUUGGCAAGGACAUGCGACUAAGAGGCUGCAUCGGGACCUUCAAUGCUAUGCAUUUACAUCUAGGACUCAGAGAAUACGCUGCCACCAGCGCUUUCAAGGAUUCCCGUUUCAAUCCAAUCACGCGUGAGGAACUUCCACGAUUGCACGUUACUGUAUCGUUGCUGAGACAUUUUGAGGAUGGAGUUGACUACCUCGACUGGGAACUUGGUGUGCACGGAAUCCUCAUUGAAUUUCACAAUGAAAAAGGAAAUAAGAGAACAGCUACUUAUCUCCCAGAUGUUGCGACUGAACAAGGAUGGGACCAGAUACAAACGAUAGACUCGUUACUCCACAAAGGUGGUUACAAAGGACUCGUAACCCCUGACAUAAGACGAAGUCUUAAACUCAAGCGUUACCAGAGUGAAAAAAUAACUGUGAGCUAUCACGAGUACAUGACACAUUGGCAGAACAGAAGAUGCUAGCAAAUGGCCUGGAAUCCUUCGCGGGAUCCCAUGCCUCAUAUUUCCCCGAUGUCCGUAUGUUACAAUAGUCCAUUUACGAACGAGACAUCGCAGUCAGGUUACAAUAACGUACAACAAAUAAAUAGUACAGCUAGUGCGCAACGGGGUAUGUUCAUGAUCGGGAGACGUCCCGAUCAUUCCUAUCUGCAAUCGGGGACAACGAAUAGUUUUCAAAAUUCGGUCGUACCACCGAUUGACAGCAAUGCGGUAAAUUGGUGGAAUCGAGAUCAACCGAAUGUCUCGACGUCAAAUCCUUGUUCGUGGAUACAGCCUUUUCCUCUUUCAUCGAGUAUGGAACAACAACCUCGUUAUCGCAAAUGACACUGGCUAUCUAUUCCGUUCCAAAUCUUUCGUUGUUUAAACUGGUGCCUCGUUCAUGUCUUAUGUAACAUCGUACAUAUUAUCCGUGUUAAUUUCACUCACGGACCAUCCUGAAAUUCGUAGAUGAAACAAAAAGCUAUCUUUCGGGGAGUCGAUUGACCUCCCUUGAUCUCUUUUAAAAGCUUCAAUAUCUGAUCCAAAAUAAUAAAAAUCUCAAUCAUCGUUAGAGUAUUCAAAACGAAAAAGAAUUGGUAUUUUUGAUCGACCUAUAUCGGAGAAAUUCAAAUUCAAUCGAAUUUCAUGAAUUUCGUGAAUCGAUGGGUGCUUCGGAUACGACUUUUAUAAUAGCAAAAUCGAUGCUAGCUCAUCCAAUCUUAAGUACCAAUAGACAAGGACUCAACUGUAUUCAUUCAAUUGAAAUCUCGCUACGAUAAUAACAAUGACGUAUUUAGUAGUCAACAUAUUCUAUCAAAGCUUGAUUUUUUUUAUUAUUUUGGUUCCAAGCAACGCACUAAUUUUGACACUUAUCGUUAAACUUAAAGUUUAAACUUAUCGUUUUUUUUUCGUCGUAAAGCUCUUUUUCAUUAUGGAGCUCGUUGAAAAUCCAUGUUUCAUACACGAAGUAAGCCAUCAUGAAACAUGUCGAAUGACCACUUCAAUCGUUCGUCGUUGUUUGUUAUCUCGAUUUCAUGUGGCUUUUAGAACAAUGGUGAGAUAAAAAAUCUCCGUAAACCCAUCGAUUCUCAAUCGAAUAUCUUUGCAACAGAAGAGUAAUCCAAGCUCAAUAUCUCAGUUCUUCUUACUCGAAAAUUUCAGAUUGUAUCGAUUGAAUUUGAAAGAAACGUCAGAUUUGAAAUUGACCACAUAAAAUAAAAGUCAAACGACUGAUCGAAAUUAGUGUAAAUAUGGGCCUGUAAAAUAAAAGAACGGCAUGCUUCUUGUUGAUAUCACUCCUUGUUCAAAAGAUUAGAUAAUCGAUCAUUACUUUUCCGUUAUAGAAUUAUUCGCAGUUAUGAUAAUCGCUUCGAUUUUUUUUUCAGAUAAUAUAGAAAUUACGCAACACUAAUAAGAGUUUUAAUGGACUAAUUUGAUGAACUCAUAAUGAAUGGAUGGAAUAAUUGUUGUGUGCGAUUUGUCGUUACGAUUAUAAAUUAAAAUUUAAAAAAUAUUAUUUUACGAUAAUAGUGGAAGACUUCCAAGGCUAUGGGAACGGGAAAUAAAAAAUUUAAUUCGAUUCACGUCUGCAGCUGUGAAUAUGAUGGGUGGGAAUCAGAAUUUAGAAUAUAUAGAUAUACAGAAUGCCUGUUCGAAAUUUUAGUCGUUCUAACUUCUGACCCCUCACCCAAAAAAACUAAAGAAACGACGACAUCAGCGUAGUGUCCAAUUGUUGUGCGAUAUGCAACAAUCCCGAGACUUUACCGAGUUCUGUGAUUUCACAACGUUGCAAGACGAUUAAGCAUGCUUUGCUACGCGUCAAGUAUGAGUGAGUCGAAAUUACCAUUGAAAAUGCGAAUAUGUCCGCCCAAAUAUUGAAACGGACGACACGGCAAUAUAUUAGGAAAAAAUAAGAUAGAAAAAAAAGUUAUGAGCGCACAAUGUUCGCUGUUAUAGCUAAAAAAAUAUUACGUUCGACGAAUUUGAAAACUCGAUACAGAUCGAGUGACGAUUGAAUUUGACGCGUUCAUGCGAAUUCAUAAAAUCUUUCAGACACAUUGCAAGUCACGAAUGGGAUUUGCAUCGUUGGAAUUUAGCAGAAUUUUAUUCUUGAAUUUGCUUACAAAAUUCCCAUUGGGAUUUCAUCUAUGAAUUUGGAUAAAUGUCAAAAUAGAUUUAUGCCAUUUUUGCUCUGAGAAUGUGCAUAGACGUGUCCAAUGUUGAGCAAAAAAAAACAUAUUUUUUUCCAGCCAGCGAUGCAAACUUCAACGUUGUUACUAACGAUCAAUUUGAUCCGACUUUGUGAAGCAAGUUUUCGUGUACUUUAAAAAAAUGGAUAUAAGCACGUUGGGUGAUGAUUGUACAGAGAUUCAAGUGUGAAUAGCAAGAAAAUAGCAAACUCUGAGUGAGACGAUUUUGUCAUUGGAAAGACCGAUUUCACACAUUGCUACAGAAUAAAAUGAAAGAAAUGUUUAAUUUUUCGUCAUUAUUCAGACUGUUGUGACAAUUGUAUGGAAAAUCUAAAAUAGAUCGUUUCUUCAAGUGUUUCGAUUGUUUGUUCAAUUUUACGCCGACUACUUUUGGAAUGCCACACAGCUUUUGACAUUUCUGUUCUCCUGGUCAAGUGUCGCUUUGUUUAAUUAAUAAAGCGAAAAAACACUUCAAUGAAGUUUCCCUUUUGAAUUUCCCGUACGAUCAUACUUCACGUGAAUUUUUAUUGGACGAAUUUCAUUGUUUUUCCUCUUGAAUUUUUGUUACUAGAAAUUUGUAUUAUUACUGUAGAAAAAUAUUCGUUAGAGUAGACUAUUUCUGUUUCUAAUUGGUCGUUUUUAUGCUCACUGAUGAGCAUCGAAAUGUUUCAAAGUGGCGAGUUUAAUUCUUCCGUGCAUCGUCAUUAACAUACCGGCUCUACUCGUAACCCUUAAAUCUUCGUUUCCAUUUCUCCUUGUCAGCUCAAUUUUAUUAGCUGGUUUCGUUCACUGCCAAUUCAUUCAUUGUCGUAAGCGAUCUAUUAUAAUUACCUAUACUUAUAAAAACAAAGAAAUAAAUAAAAAAAAGGAAUGAGAAUGAGGACAUUGAGUUGUUAAAAGUUUUGUUGAUCAAAUUUAAAGUUACUUAUGCACUAUUGAAUAUGCAAUUGCGCUGUUGUGUUGCUCUCGCUCCAAUCUACAAAUUGUACGAAGAAGGAGUGAGGGAGAGAAAAAGGCUUGUAAUGAGAGAAGAAUGAAGAAAAACAUGAUUUCAACUGCCAAUAGCGAAGUUAAUAAAAGCCUCAAUUUGAAUAGAUCAUUCAUCGAGCUAUUUUAAAUAUGAUCGUCAGUUUAAAUUCGUUGGAUCGAUCGAAUUUUUGUGGGAAAUUUAAUUUUUCUUCAGCUAAUUAUGUAACUUGUUACAAUAUUUAUGCUUGCUCUUUUUUUUAUUAGGGUGUCCAAGCAAUCUCGAAAAACUUAAUGAAAACCGACUUAGUCACAAUAUUGAACGACACGACGAAACGUUAUGUGCCUAUGUGAAUUCGGAUCAGCAAUUACAUGUAAACAAAAUUUUACUAGAUUCAACAAUAUAUAAAUAUAUGUAUGUAUAUAUUUCACACUA
This is a messenger RNA of Venturia canescens, 4468 nucleotides long. Its product is annotated as AMME syndrome candidate gene 1 protein homolog. The coding region runs from base 164 to 862 and encodes 232 amino acids. The transcript is spliced from 4 exons. NCBI's taxonomy places the organism in Eukaryota, Metazoa, Arthropoda, Insecta, Hymenoptera, Ichneumonidae. The record is from RefSeq and is a predicted model, not a curated record.